AUGCUAUGGCAUAUAGUGAGAGACUGUGAAAACGCACCGAGACAAGAACGUGAGGUUGUACAAGAAGAGAAGCUCAUAUUCGUACACUUAAAAGUCCUCCGAAAGAGAACUAUUGAUGACUGGGUGUUUUUAUGUUGCCUCCUUGGCAAUGACUUUUUACCAAAAUUGCCUUCACUGAAUAUCAAAGAGGGGGCACUUGAUAGGUUGGUACGUAUGUACAAGACAGCUGUUACACACACCAUGAUUAAUGACCUCAAGUCUAAAAUAAGAGAAUUAUCAUUAGCAUUGGAUGGAAAAUCAGAAGAAAUAGACCCAGAUGACGGAGACAAACGCUACCUUACAGAUAAUGGAAUUGUGAAUUUACACAUGUUACAGAUGAUACUGACAGAGCUAGGAAAGGAGGAGGACGUCAUAUUCAGAGAGAGGCGUCAGAAGAAUGAAAUGAAUUCCAAGUACAAAUGUGAGAUUCAACACGAGUCAGAAGACAAUGUAAGGCUAGGUAUGGAUGGAUGGAAAGAUCGAUACUAUGAAUACAAGUUUGAUGUGUCACCAUCACAUGAACCUGAAUUUAUAAACAAUUUGGCUGACUCUUAUGUAAAGGGUCUAUGUUGGAUAUCAAUGUAUUAUUUUCAUGGCUGUCCAUCCUGGCAGUGGUUUUAUCCAUACCAUUAUGCUCCAUUUGCUAUGGACUUCAAAAAUAUUACCCAUCUACAAAAUGACUUUGAAGUCGGCGAGCCACUGAAACCGCUUGAACAGUUAAUGGCGAUAUUACCACCUAGUAAUGAUCAUUUGUUACCAAUAACAUGGAGACCUUUAAUGAUCGGUGAACCUGGUGAUUCUCCUAUUAGAGAUUUCUAUCCUGGUGACUUUGAAAUCGAUUUGAGUGGUCACAUCACUGUAUUUGCUAGUGUCAUUGUGGGCAUGGUAUUCAAAUUACAGGUCAUAUUAGGUAGUGGAUGUGUAGUAUUAGAUGCAGAUAAAUGGAUACUUGAACAAAUAGAACACCACGAAAGUGAACUUCAUUCGCGACUGUAUACAAAGGAACUAGAGAUUGAUUACUAUGCCCGUGCGCAGCGACUUGAAGAGAUCCCGCUUCUUAAAAAAGAUUAUGAGAAGUUUGUAUUGAUGGAAAGAGAAACCUGGGAUAAAGAAGAAGAGAAGAAAGUUCAAAAUUUGAAAGAAGUGUGGAAAUUAGCCAAAUUAAACAGAAAUCGUUUGUCACGGAUGGUGGCCAGUAAAGAUGAAUUUGUAAAAGGAUUGACCCACGCCAGAAAGUGUGUAUACAAGGAAAAACUUGCAAUCUUCAAGACUAUGUAUGAUAAUGAAAAGAAAAUACGACUUGAACAGCGAAAAGUCGACCGUAAAGAAGACCGCCGACAGAAGUGGUUGAAAGAAAAGAAAGAGGAAAAGCAGCGUAAACGCGAUGAAGAAAUAAAAAGAGUAAAACAGGCCAAAGACGAAGAAGAGUAUAGAAUCAGAGUUGCCAAGGCGAACGCACAAGCUGCAAAACAAAAAGCUAGAGAUGAAGAGAUUGAAAGACGAAAUGCUACACGUUCACGACAGUCUUCAGUUUCAGACGAUCGGACCACUGACAGCUGGAGACGAUCGCGACAGUUUACACCUCAAGAUUCCAGGGCCAAUUAUAAUACACUUCGUCCACAAUAUGACAGUGCCUAUAAUCAUAGUUGCCCAACACCACGUUACCAAAGUACUAACAGUACUCGGGGAUAUCGUGGCUCACGUUACCAACGUGAUGAUAAUCAACCACAUAAUUGGAGAGAGGGAGAUUCAAAACCGAGUGAACACAAGACAUCAUCUUCAAAUUAUAACCGAAAAGCCGGAGAUGUGGACAAGGAUGGUGAUGGUGGCUGGAUAACUGUUUCCAGACGAUAG
Saccoglossus kowalevskii is the source of this 1893-nucleotide messenger RNA. RefSeq names its product 5'-3' exoribonuclease 2-like. Gene Ontology annotation, biological process: nuclear-transcribed mRNA catabolic process. NCBI's taxonomy places the organism in Eukaryota, Metazoa, Hemichordata, Enteropneusta, Harrimaniidae. Gene Ontology annotation, cellular component: nucleus. Gene Ontology annotation, molecular function: zinc ion binding; RNA binding; 5'-3' RNA exonuclease activity. The record is from RefSeq and is a predicted model, not a curated record.